CUGUCAGAAAAGGACGAGAUUACCUACUUAGGUCGUCCUAAGAAGCAGACGACUGAGCCCAGCUAUGCACUGAAUUUACCAUUUCCUAUUCCGUUAAAAGAAGAUCAUCUGGAAGAUGGGGAGGCGUGCAUGAAACAAUUUACUAUUCAAGCUACUCUGGUUUCUUCGAGUCGCGCUGUUGUAACCGACCCCAACCAUAUAGCUUUGCUACGCAAUCGAGGUUUUUAUGGGUACGUCCCGGAUGAAGAACAUGGAACCCUGGAUCAGCAGAAUGAACAUCAGAGACAACUGGAUACGGACGAAGAAUCCCUAGAAGAAUAUGACACACUCGAUGAUUCUGCUGCCCUCGUCAAUUCCAAGUGUACCGAAGACAAACAGCUGUUUCUAACUGAUGUUGAAAUUCUCUUUCUUUUCCACGGUCUUGGUUGCUUGGACAUAGUUCUACCGAACUCAGAACAAUCGGAGACCGACAGCGACCUCACGGAUCCACUCCGCUUGUGGUACUAUUUGUGCUCCGGUUCCCGCUUGCCAUCUCCUCCGGUACAUCCGACACAAGCACGAACAGAAAUUCCUCAGUUUAGUCAUUUGGAGCGCGACCUUCUUCGGCGUUACGCGGCCUACCUGUAUUAUCGCAGUCGUGGGUGGGUUGUUCGUCCUGGUUUGGCUUUGGGUGGAGUUCAUUUCCUUCUCUAUGCACAAGGUCCUGCUUGGCGCCACGCUGCAUUUGGCGUGGUUGUAGAUCGUGCUGAAAUGGAUGGUCAGCAGCUGACGUGUGCUGCUUUGGCUGUCCACGUUCGGGUCGUACAUUCAGUGGGAAAGCGCCUGAUUCUAUGUAGAGUGAGCCUACCGGACGCUGACAGCUACAAGGAUUGUCCCUGGGAUGCCAUUCGGGAAGCCACCGUCGUGGAAACCCUCAUGGACCAUUGGAACCCAAGUUGCCGGUGACUUAUACAUUGCCUCGA
This is a messenger RNA of Opisthorchis viverrini, 962 nucleotides long. RefSeq lists its product as hypothetical. The transcript is spliced from 7 exons. The record is from RefSeq and is a predicted model, not a curated record. The annotation marks the transcript as partial. Gene Ontology annotation, molecular function: nucleic acid binding; tRNA-intron lyase activity. Lineage: Eukaryota; Metazoa; Platyhelminthes; Trematoda; Opisthorchiida; Opisthorchiidae. Gene Ontology annotation, biological process: tRNA-type intron splice site recognition and cleavage; tRNA splicing, via endonucleolytic cleavage and ligation. Gene Ontology annotation, cellular component: tRNA-intron endonuclease complex.